This is a messenger RNA of Lachancea sp. 'fantastica', 1002 nucleotides long. Lineage: Eukaryota; Fungi; Ascomycota; Saccharomycetes; Saccharomycetales; Saccharomycetaceae. The record is from the annotation of a GenBank genome assembly.
AUGGCCAAGAGACUACUGCCCAACGACGUGGACGUCAGCAACGAAGAGUUGGUUAAGAGACAGCGCGCGGAGGAGGAGGCCGCCGCUGCUGCCGCAGCGGUGGCCGCGGACCAGAGCAACAUCGACGCGGAACUGUUGAAGGAGAAACACGAGGACGAGGACGACGCGCGCGUUCAGCAGCAGCAGCAACGCCAUUUGCAACAGCAACAACAGCACCAUCUUCAGCAACAGCAGCAGCAGCAGCAACAACAGCAACAACAACAACAGCAACAGCAGCAACAACACCACCAUCAGCAUCGUCACGCAGACGAGGACCACGAAAACACAGCAGCGGCCGCCGCGGCGGCCGCUGCCGUCUACGGAGGGCUCAUGAACGCUCAAGAGGAGGCCAACAACGAACUACAGCACCACCACCAUCAUCAGCUGGCCCAACACCACCACCAGCAACAACAACAGCAGCAGCAACAGCAGCAGCAGCACGCUGGAAGAGUCACCGAAAACGACGACGACGAAGAAGACGUGGAUGAAGACGACGAAGACCUCAAACACGGCGGCAGCGCCGCCGCUGCUGCGGCUGCAGCAGCUCGUCGCGGUCGCAAACCGGUUCCCGUCACAGGCUCCGAAGAAUGGCGUCAGCAGCGCAAGGACUCCCACAAGGAAGUGGAACGUCGUCGUCGUGAAAAUAUCAACACCGCCAUCAACAAGCUCAGCGACUUGUUGCCAGUCAAGGAGUCCAGCAAGGCAUCGAUCUUGCUGCGGGCUGCAGAAUACAUUCAGAAAUUGCGCGACACGGAAAACGCAAACAUCGAAAAAUGGACCCUGCAAAAGCUACUCAGCGAACAGCAAGUCAGCACGUUGACCAAGGCCAACGAAAGUCUACAAUUAGAGCUAGGAAACGCGUUCAAGCAAGUCGACAUCUUGAAACGUCAACUACGCAGUUCCGGUAUUUCUGUCGAUCAGGAAGUCGUGAAGCUCGAAGCGGAAGCCAGCAGAAACAAUUGA